AUGGAUCCACGCUUCGUGCUCAUACUUGCAGCUCCACUUGUUGUUCAACUAAAAAUUAAUCUGACGCUUACUAUAGCCAUAGCUCUGGAGCGAAUGCUGGCUCUUUUGUUUCCUGUAUGCUAUCGUAAACUUCCUGCAUCCAAAUAUGCCGUGUACUGUCUGCUGGUUGGCUCCUUUCUGGGAACUGUUGAUCUCGUUUUGCUAUUCGCUCUCACUCCUUUCAAACGAUCACCACAAUGUGGUGCUUUUGGAUGCUUCAUUAGUGCAGAAUAUCGAUUUUACUUGGGAAACAGCAACAUGGCUAUGGGGAUCGUGGUGAUUAUAUUGAUAACCAUUCUAAUCAUCAGGUUACGGUUUAUGCAAAGACAAAGGGUCCAUAACAGUCAAUCAUGGGAGUCGCAGAUGUUUAUGCAGGCCAAUCGCACCUCUGCAGGAAUUCUUGUGACUUCAGUGUUGUUUGUCACAAUUCCAAGCGUUGGCGUCGGUGUCAUUGAAGUGUUCGGUUACUCCAUAUUCAGGGCCAUUGGCCCUUUCUACUCAGUUGGCCUCCUUUGUGCAGGUAAGUAA
Molecule: messenger RNA, 567 nt
Organism: Cooperia oncophora
Lineage: Eukaryota; Metazoa; Nematoda; Chromadorea; Rhabditida; Trichostrongylidae
Source: the annotation of a GenBank genome assembly